AUGGUUGCAAAUACAUCUUUACUCAACCGAGAACUUCAACAACUCAUUCUUGAUAUUUUACAAGAAUGUGGCAAAGCAGAAUCCGCUAUGUUGAGGCAACGGUUACUGUGCACCGCAUGCAAUGUUAUAAGACUUUAUCAAAGUAUCGUCCUAGUUCACCAUAACAACUUGAUAAAUAUUCCUAAACAAUCUGCAUUAUUCCACAACAACUGCAUGUAUUUAGCAAAUUGGUUGCUAACCAUUUCAAUACAAAUGCAGUCAUACAAUAUAACAAAGGAAGAAAUUGGAAUUACAUUAUAUUCAGAUCAAAUUUCAUCGUUGCGAUUGCUAGGAACAAAGUAUUUGAAUCAACAGAUGAAACAACAAAAAAACAUUAUGAUAAAUACCUUAAGAGAUUCAGAUUUAAAUUUAUUAAGUCAAGUUACAAAACUAAGUAAAACCAAUGAGGCUGUGAGCAAGUGCAUUGAACAAAUAAAUGAUUUAGAACCCACUGGUUUCAAGUGUUACCAGACAAUGUUUUUGCCAGUUUGCAGUGCAGAAGACAUAUCAGCAGCAGUAGCUGCAGAUUUGGUCAAGUAUUUUGAUGAUGUACAAAAAAAUGCUUUAUGCAUGUUUAAGAAACAUACUGAUGUCAUGUCUAGAGUUCAAUUGUGGCAGAAGUUCCAGGAAUUGAAAAAUGUUCUCAAAGGGAAUUUAGAAAGUAUAGAAAGUCAAUGGGCGAAUGGCAAAGGACUUUUAGCCACAGUAUUUGAAAAGCAAGAAAUCAAACAUUUAAUAAGAGCACUAUUUCAAAAUACUGAUCGUCGAGCUGAGCUGUUAAUGAAACUUAAAUAA
Ctenocephalides felis (cat flea) is the source of this 834-nucleotide messenger RNA. RefSeq names its product centromere/kinetochore protein zw10 homolog. The transcript has 7 exons. Lineage: Eukaryota; Metazoa; Arthropoda; Insecta; Siphonaptera; Pulicidae. The coding region runs from base 1 to 834 and encodes 277 amino acids. The record is from RefSeq and is a predicted model, not a curated record. Gene Ontology annotation, cellular component: RZZ complex. Gene Ontology annotation, biological process: endoplasmic reticulum to Golgi vesicle-mediated transport; mitotic spindle assembly checkpoint signaling.